AUGCCCCAACUUUGUGUCCCUCGUGACCAAACUGUACUGGGUACCGGCAUCGAGGAUCGACUGCACGAACCUCAAACCGGACCACGUGAUGAAAAUUGUGAGCAGCUCGACUUGCACGUCCCUGCUUUCCAGUGCCUGCCAUGGGUAAUCUCUCCCAGCCCAAGCAACAAUGGAAGCUGCCUGAAAAUAGAGUAUCAACAGCACCCACAGCCUAUCGAAGCUCCGGAAGAUGUUCCAGAAUGUUCUCUGCUCGACAAAUCCGGCCGAAUGUGGGGCCGUUCCAUUUCUACUCCGGGUGACCUCACCUUUAAUCGUGACAUAAAUAGGCGUAACAACAUUAUCCAAGAAACCAAACUGUUUACAGGUAGAGGGUACAAAAAACUGGCCUGUGUUUUCAUCAAUGUGGUCAUCGAGAAUGUAAUUGAGCUCCAAGGCCAUGUGGUGAUAUAUGUAGCACAAACACUCUGGGGUAAAGCGCAGGUUAGCGGCCUCACCCCAUAUGAGAAGAUAAAGGCAUACAUACAGAAGCUCACGCCGCUCGAGAUCGGGGUUGUGGCGGUUGGGCAGGCGGACCUGGGACCUCUUCCCCAGGUAGGAGCACCAGGAGGUGUAAUUUUUGAGAAGCUUGAGGCGGAAGCGGCGGAGGACGCCGGUGUCGAGGCGGUCGGCGGCGGGGGGCGGCGGCUGGAGUCGCAUCUGGGAGUUGGAGAGGUGGAGGACGAGGUGCUCCCGCUGGUUCCGGACGUUGUCGUCUUGGAAGCCGAAGAAGAGGCCGAGCCAGUCGAGGAGGUCCAUGGAGUCGCGCCACGGGUUGAACGGCGGCUUGCGGAGGUCGCCGGCGGAGCGGAGGGCGGCGGCGGCGGCGCGCACCUCGGGGUAGCGGAGGGAAGGGUGGUCGGCGAGGCUCGGAUAGCAGCGGGUGUGGAGCGGCUCCCGGCGGCGCGUGGGGUGCACGGCCGCGGGCCGGGGUCGGGCGUUGCCGCAGAUUCAUGGCAUAAGUCGGAAUUUCCCGCCGGAUUCUUCGAGGGUUGCCAAAAUCUGCGAAAUUUUAGAGAGGAUUGA
Striga asiatica is the source of this 1062-nucleotide messenger RNA. The record is from the annotation of a GenBank genome assembly. Lineage: Eukaryota; Viridiplantae; Streptophyta; Magnoliopsida; Lamiales; Orobanchaceae.